This is a messenger RNA of Menidia menidia (Atlantic silverside), 3680 nucleotides long. The record is from the annotation of a GenBank genome assembly. Lineage: Eukaryota; Metazoa; Chordata; Actinopteri; Atheriniformes; Atherinopsidae.
CCAACUCCUACCACCAAAAGUCACCACCUAUCUGUCUCAGAGCAGUGUCAUUUCACAGUGUCAACCCACCUCUGGAAUUUCAGGGGGGGAAACAGGAGAAGCAAAUUAUGGGACACGUAUUGUAGCAGCAGCACUUAAAAGAGAACGAGAUAUUUCUUGAACCAACCCUGGAUAAAAAACUUUGUGACUUUGUUCCCUGGGAAUAGAUGAAAUCCUGCGUGCUUUGUGUGAAAGCUCAACUGAGACCUGUUCCUGUCUCAGCUAUUUAAUAAGAAUAAAACCCUGAGAGGAAUAGUGAGAACUCUCAAACCAAAGCCGCCCCCCCUGGAAUACGAAUCUAAUCAGCACGGCUGCUCACGGUGCCAGACAUGCAGCCAUUUACUGGGAUCGCUGCUCUUUUUCUCCUGCUCCACAUCUCCUCUGGCAGCACAGAAGCUCAUAGGCACUACCGACAAGUCCUGAGUGGAAACCAACUGGGUGUGUGUCGCUAUGGCAGGAGGCUGGAGUGCUGCUAUGGCUGGAAGAAAAACAAUAAAGGGCAGUGUGAGGCUCAGUGUGACCACGGCUGCAAGCACGGAGAGUGUGUUGGCCCCAACAAAUGCAAGUGUUUCCCUGGAUACUCCGGAAAGACAUGCAAUCAAGAUCUGAACGAGUGUGGCCUGAAACCUCGACCCUGUGAGCAUCGCUGCAUGAACACCUACGGCAGUUAUAAGUGCUACUGCCUCAACGGAUACACCUUAAUGCCUGAUGGAGCUUGCACCAAUUCCAGGACAUGCUCUCUGGCUCACUGUCAGUACGGAUGUGAGGAAGUAGAAGGGGAGAUCCGCUGCCUCUGCCCGUCAUCAGGUCUGCAACUGGGUCAAGAUGAGCGAACAUGUAUAGAUAUUGAUGAAUGCAUAACUGGGAAGAACCUCUGCCCAUUCAAUAGACAGUGCGUAAAUACAUUUGGCAGCUACUACUGUAAGUGUCAGGAUGGCUAUGACCUGAAAUAUGUCAGCGGCAAAUAUGACUGUGUAGACCUCGAUGAGUGUGCAGCCGGCACCCACAAGUGCAGCCACCAUGCUGUCUGCUUGAACACUCAGGGAUCCUAUAAGUGCAGGUGCAAGUCUGGCUUCAGAGGCAAUGGCUUUGAAUGCUCUGUCAAGCCAUUUUAUCAGAGCUCCUGGGAUGGAGACAAAGGCAGUGCAGAUGAUUCCUUCAAUGCCAUCCCAGACUCCCAAGUGAGGCCCGGGAUUCUGGGAGGUAAGCUGAGCUAUGAGGACAUCCGAAAUGCCAUCCCCGAACCAGUCGUGACGCCGCCUCCCAGGAUCCCCCAGCAACCUUUUGACUAUGAUGGAGAGGUCUACAUUGGCAGCCCAAAAGAGGAAAGAGUAGAAGAAUAUCCUGAGGAAGAAGAGGAGGUGGAACAGGAAGACAAUCAGCUCAAUCCAAGAGGAGAUGUUUUCAUAUCUGAGGAAUUUGAGUCAGUGUUCGGCCCAGCCACAGAAGUGAAAGAAAUCGAAAUUACACCACCUCAGGAAGAAUAUUUCAUGGACUGCAACUUUGAUCAGGGAGCAUGUGAAUGGGUCCAAGACAAGGCAGACGACAUGGACUGGAUUGUGGCUUAUCAUGAUAUGGGAACUGAGUAUUACAUGGCCCUGAGUGGGCUCCAAGGGGACCAGGAGGAGGUGGCCAAGUUGAAGUUGCUUCUCAGUGACCGGCCCCAGCAGGGCAGCUUUUGCCUCACCUUCGACUAUCGCGUUGUGGGCUCUAAUGUGGGCGCACUCAGGGUGCUGCUGGAUAACAACGCUUACCCAGUGUGGGAGCAGAGCCAAAGCAGAGAUCAGGGUUGGCAGACAGAGCUACUCACCGUGGCCUGGAAAGAGGAAGCACCACAGUCUAUUAUCUUUGAAGCUCAGCGUGGGAAAGGCAUUGGAGGGGAGAUUGGGCUGGACAAUGUUGUGCUGACCUCAGGGUCCUGUCAAGAGGAUGCAGAUCCAAUUGAAUGUUGGAUUGUCGAGUGCGGGGCUAAAACCGUAAGAUUGAAAGAGUUCAAAACCAAUCCGAGGUAUAUUGUUUUUGUGUGAUCCACCGGGAGUAAAAAAGCCAUGUCAACAAAGACAUCCCUGCUGAAAGUCAUCCUGCUGGGUGAUGGAGGUGUGGGGAAGAGCUCCAUUAUGAAUCGCUACGUCACCAACAAGUUUGACGCCCACCUCUUCCACACCAUCGGCGUUGAGUUCCUAAACAAGGACCUUGAAGUGGACGGCCACCAGGUGACCCUACAGAUCUGGGACACCGCUGGCCAGGAGCGAUUCCGCAGCCUGAGGACUCCUUUUUAUCGCGGCUCCGAUUGCUGCCUGCUCACCUUCAGCGUCGAUGACAGCCAGAGUUUUCUCAACCUGGGAAACUGGAAGAAGGAGUUCAUCUACUACGCCGACGUCAAAGAGCCGGAGAAGUUCCCGUUCGUGGUGUUGGGCAACAAAGUGGAUGUGACCGAGAGGCAGGUGUCCACUGAGGAGGCUCGGCAGUGGUGUCAGGAGAAUGGGGAGUACCCCUACUAUGAGACCAGCGCUAAGGAUGCCACCAACGUGGCGGUGGCCUUUGAGGAAGCGGUGCGCAGAGUGCUGGCAAUGGACGAGCGAACGGACCAUCUCAUCCCCACGGACACUGUGAAGCUGCACAGAAAGCCCCGCUCUGCCACCAGCUGCUGCUCAUAACGCCCGGGACUAAAGCCAACACCGCCGCCACGCCUGCUGAGUGACGAGGCCGUAGGUGCACAGUGCUACCGUAACAUAUUAUUUAAAGAAAUUCUUCCACUGGCCUUUUUGAUUUGUCAAAUGUUUGAUGAGACUGAUUUUCUGGGGACUUCUGCUUCUGAUACAGAAAAACACUAAAUCCAUCUGUGUCUGGUUGUGAUUCAGAUCUACAAAGGUUCAAAAGCGGGCUCUGAAAGAGUGAGAUAAAUCAACACUUUUGAUGUGGCCCAAGAACACGCCUGGACAAUAGAAGUGAUCGUCUUUCAAAUAGUAAAAAUCGUUUAGAAAAAAUGAUGCUUCUUCAAACUGUGCGUUUAGAUGUCUACUACUUGAUGAGUGCAAUUUCAUAGGGUUUCUAAACAUGAGCCCAAUUGUGAUUGUACAGAGUGAUUACUAAUAUAAAUGUUUAGAAUAUGAUCGGAAUACUAUUUACCUCCCAAUAACCUUAAUUCUAAAAAUGAUGAAGUAGCUAAGGCACUACUUUGUAUUAUUAACUAAUUGAGGCUUGUGAUUCCUGCACCUUGAGGUUUUUGUCUGCACGCAUUUCUGCAUCAUGAAUACAUUACUCCUCCCAGGUAAUAAACAUGAAAGCAAUCUUAACAUGCAUGGCAUUUUGGCAUAUUUGAGUUUCUGGAAACAUUUAUUAUGUCGUAAGUUGCCUUUAACUUAAGUCGCUGGGGACCACUGGAGACAUUUUCACUAACAAAUGUGUAAUGGUAUACUGGUUGUCCUAUUCCAUCAUUGCUGAAUCUCUUUUUUAAAUUGUUUUAAAUAAUAAUAUUCGAAGCACUCUUAACCUUGUUUUAUAUCUACAGCUAAAGAUCUUUAGCCACAACCUAAUAAUUAAAAGUGACUGGUCCUUACCCUUUAUCUGUCUUUCAUUCAGAUUGAUGAAACUGUGUGACUGCUGUGCUACAUUAUGAAUAAAUAACCAAAUUGUCUGGU